Molecule: messenger RNA, 1152 nt
Organism: Sparassis crispa
Lineage: Eukaryota; Fungi; Basidiomycota; Agaricomycetes; Polyporales; Sparassidaceae
Product: alpha/beta-hydrolase
Exons: 8
Coding region: 1-1152 (383 amino acids)
Source: RefSeq, a predicted model, not a curated record
AUGCCGCCGCCAACGCUGCCGAAGUGGUCGCCGGACAGGGAAGUGUGGAAAGCCUCUACCAAGAUAACCGCAGAGGAAAUGUUGGUGACCAGAGAGAAGUAUCGUAAGGGCGAGCUCGAGAGGGGAACCAGCAAGAAACUCCUCUGGGUCUGCGUGAAUCGCUACGUAAGGAAGGGCCUGAAAUCGGACAGCAACGGCGUUACUCUCUUCUUCGCGCACGCAAACGGGUUUCCCAAGGAGAUUUGGGAGCCUGCACUCCAGCACCUGGUUGCCGCCGGCCAGGUGCCGGGCACGACAUACACCAUAGACGAGAUCUGGACAUGGGAGGCAGUCAACCACGGCGACUCCGCGCUCGUGAACGGAGAGAAUCUUGGCUGGGCGUACGAUUGGCAGGACAAUACACGGGACAUACUGCAGUUCAUGCUGAGCUACCUACCGUCCUCCGCAUCUCCUUCCGCAUUGCCGAUUCACCUUGAGCGCCUGCCGGAUCAUGUCUCUGACGUCCGGAAGGUACAUGGGUUCGACGAGAGGACCAUGGUCGUCGUUGGCCAUUCACUCGGCGGGUGCACAACGUCUUUGGCUGCCCUCAACUGUCCACGAUUAUUCUCUUCUCUUGUGCUGAUAGAUCCCGUAAUAUUUGAUCCCUCUCCUUCCGAUUUCAAAAUAGAGACUCAGAGAAUAUCGAAUACCGUAUUGGGUACCCUUCAGCGUAGAGACAGAUGGCCGUCUCGGCAAGACGCGCGCGAGAAGUUCGCCGCAGUUCCAUUUUUCGCAGCGUGGGACCCCGCCGUGCUCGACAUGUACGUCGAGAGCGGACUGCGCGACGAUCCUGCCACCGGCGAUGUGGUGCUGAAGAUGCCUAGCAUCCAGGAAGCAGUUGUAUUCAACGACAUCUCCACCGGAUUCGAAGUCUGGGACGUCCUGGACGAACUGGACGAGCGCGUCGAGCUGCGAUUCCUAUUCCCGGACAAGCUCCCUCCCAUCACUUUUCAGAUGAGGGAACGUUUGACAUGGCGACGCCCCACGAACUCCUCGAACAUCAUCUUCAGGAACGCGGGACAUCUUAUUGCUCAGGAAAUCCCCGCGGAAAUGGCGCAGGAUCUGCACAAUUUCUUGCAGCGCAAGUACGGUGCGGAGUUGGCUAAGCUCUAA